UACUCGCGGUCAGCGGCAGCCGCCUUUAUGGUGACUCGCUGCGCGGGGGCUGGCACUGGGGAACACCUUAUUUUAAGAUACGCGCUAUAAAUACCGCACCUGGGAUGGGAGCGGAGCUACGGGUUGCAGCGGGCGGCGCGGGCUCCCGGCGAGGCGGGCGGCGGCGGCGGCAGCAGCAGCACCAGCAGCAGCACCCGGGGCGGUGAGCGGCUCCGGACCACGGACUCUCUCCGGGCGUCGCAAGCAGCCGCCGAGCCGAGCCCGCGGCGGAGGGCAGCUGGUGGCGGCCGGUGGCUCUAGCGAGGAGGAGGAGGAGCAGGAGGAGGCGGCCCUCCGGAAGGCUUGGCCGCCCGCGCUCGCCCCGCAGCCGGCGCCGCUCGCGGAGUCCCGCCGCCGCCGUCCCCGCCGCCUGACAGCGCCGCCUGCGCCCCGCCGCCAUGAUGCAGAUCUGCGACUCGUACAGCCAGAAGUACUCGCUCUUCAACGCCAUGAACCGCUUCAUCGGCGCCGUCAACAACAUGGACCAGACGGUGAUGGUGCCCAGCCUGCUGCGCGACGUGCCGCUGCUGCUGGAGGAGCUGGACGCGGCGGGCGGCGUGUGCCCCGAGCGGGACCCCGCGCUGCCCCCGGCCAACGCCGGCGCCUACUUCUCCCGCAGGGACAUGUACAGCCACUACAUGCUGCUCAAGUCCAUCCGCAACGACAUCGAGUGGGGCGUGGUGCAGCAGCAGGCGGGCGAGGAGGCCGGCCGCAAGAAGGACAAGCUGAGCGGCGGCCCCGCCGCGGACAUUAGCCGCGGCCUCGCCGAGGAGGGCGAGGCGGAGGAGGACCUGGAGCAGCAGUUCCACUACCACCUCAGCGGACUCCACACGGUGCUCUCCAAGCUCACCCGCAAGGCCAAUGUGCUCACCAACCGAUACAAGCAGGAGAUCGGCUUCAGCAGCUGGGGCCAGUGAGCGCGGGCCGCGCCGCGCCGCCGGCACCGCGGCGGGCGGGGAGGUGAAGAUGGCGGGGGGCGAGCGCGGCCGCGGGGGGAGGGGCGCGGGAGGGCAGCGCGGCGGUGGCGGUUGGGGGCGUUGGGCGGCGCGGGAGGACGAGGCGGCGGCGGCGGCGGCGGCAGCGCCCGGAGCCGGGGCCGGUGGCGGCAGCGGGGCUUCCCCCUGCGGGCGGCGGCCGGCGGCGCUUUCCUGUUUUGCACUACUUUUAUAACGAUGAUAAACGCGUGUGUACAUGAAGCGUAAGGUCUCCUCGCAUGCUCCUAGAACUGCAGUUAUUUUUACCGACGCACAAACAGAGAUGUAAAUUAAUCAGUACUAGUUUUAUUAAUUUUUUUUGUAUGGUCUGGGGUGAGCAGUCGCUGCGCCUCUCUAAAUGGGCAGGCUGAACUUGUACGUGUAUGAGCCGGUUGUGUAGCUGGCCAGUAUGAGGCUGAAAAAAAGCCAAUGAAAAUAACAACACUGGUGUAAAAGUACUCACAUUACCCGGGACGAAGCCCAGUGGACUCGUGAACAUGCCUGUGUCACUGGAAGGAUGAAGGGUUCCCUGGUUGUACAUGUAUGGGAGUUUAUUUAAAACUUUUUUUAUUCAGAUGUAGAGUAUAUUCUAAAAUAAAUGCGAAUGUAUUAGCUAAGUGACUUAACUUUUUUGGUAUGAUUUAUGUUUCUUUAAUUAAAUAAUAUUUUUAACAUCUGAAACUCAUUUGUUGUUCUAAAUUAUUUCCAGCGCUGCCUUACUAGAUACUGGAUAACUUUGUUACAUAUAAAGAGUUUUUUUUCAGAGGGAGCAAUUAGGUAGUGAAGAUAAAUCAGCAUAUCUAAAACUGAUAAAUGACUAUACUUAAUAUAUCAUACACCGCCCGAUUUUUGGGGAGCUAUUUGAAACCAAGUAGUCCUGCUGCUCUGUAUAUAUACUAGGGUAAAAGGUCAGUGCCUCUUUAACAAAAUCCAAGAAGACUGGAGUCAUGGUUACUUUGCAGAUAGUGACUCAAGGAGGUUGGAGAGCAGCCUAGGAAUGACUCUGCUUUUCAGGAGAUAUCUUAAUGUAUUGGGAGGGAGCUCUUUUUUUUUUUUUUCUUCCUCAAAAUAGGGCUGGCACACUUGCCUCCCCGAUUCCUUACAUUACCUUCUCUUCUCUGUAAUCCUCUUCGGUUACUAGGAAUUAAUUGGUUUUACAUUAUCCAAAUCGUACUGAUUUUAUUCUGUGUGCAUUUUUUUUCAUUUGUCGAAGUGCCAUGCCUCAGAAUUGGUUCUCUCUAUAUUGUCUGUUUUGUUUCGCAUACCGUAAAGGCUUGACCUUGAGUGAGUUCUAAUAUUAAAAGUGUACUUAAUCAUUACAGUGAAAUGUGUGCAUAUCACAAGAUCAUAACCAUCUAAUAAAUACAUACUUAA
Molecule: messenger RNA, 2387 nt
Organism: Dromaius novaehollandiae (emu)
Lineage: Eukaryota; Metazoa; Chordata; Aves; Casuariiformes; Dromaiidae
Gene: MID1IP1
Product: MID1 interacting protein 1
Exons: 2
Coding region: 438-956 (172 amino acids)
Biological process (GO): regulation of lipid biosynthetic process
Cellular component (GO): cytosol
Source: RefSeq, a predicted model, not a curated record